Molecule: messenger RNA, 2113 nt
Organism: Aedes aegypti (yellow fever mosquito)
Lineage: Eukaryota; Metazoa; Arthropoda; Insecta; Diptera; Culicidae
Exons: 4
Coding region: 372-1985 (537 amino acids)
Molecular function (GO): protein binding
Source: RefSeq, a predicted model, not a curated record
CUUCUAAACAUGUUCGUUACAGUUUAUUCGAAUCUUUAUGGUGUCUUCUGUGCAAUUAUUGCUAAUUGUAAAAGGAAUGAUCACACUGAAUUCACCAAGACGAUUUGAAGUAACAGCGACGAUCAACACGAUUUUUUCGCGUCACGAACGAUAAUACAUUAUAGUCUUACGGCCUAUUCAAAGCGUGCUCUCAAAGUAGGAAAAAAAUAUCUUAUUUUCAGUUGGCCCAUUGAUUUGACACCGGCCUUGAAGUCAGCUGUUCAUAAAAGGGAUGCGAAGAAAGUGUGAAACGUGGUGUGAAGCACGAUACGACGAACGGUUGUGAUGGUCAAAACAAAACGCAGUUAAAAACUUUCAAUUGCUGUCCAUCAAUGGCUAUGUCAAUAAAUUCAUUGCCGGUCGAGGUUUUGGAGAAAAUUUUUAUCUACCUCCCAUUCAAGGACAUCCGCAACGUUGGUCAAGUUUGCCAUAUUUGGAAAGAUGUUCUUAGCGGUUUACGGUUUCAACGAAGAAUCCGGGUGAAACUCCAGGGUGACUUUGGGGAAGAAGUUUCACCGGCGAGCAUGAAAUUCUUAAGCACAUGUAAGAAUCUGUCCAUAGUACAACUCUAUGCCGAUAAGGAUGAUUCCGAAGGAGAUAAUGAGAAUGGCGUCGAACCAUCCUCACCCUGUGCAAUGCAUCAUGAGGAAGACUCUACGGCGGAAAAAAAUAUUGCAAACAUUUUGUUUGGAACAACGGAGCUUUCUAGUUUGCACAUAUUUAGCAAAUAUAAUAGUUUGAAAAGAAUAAUACAAAAUAGAUUAGGAGAAUUGUCGCAGCUGAAAGAGUUGAACGUUUCGUUCAGUUAUAAUGGAGAAUCUUGCAAGGUUGACGAUCAGACCUGGUUGCUGAAGAGUACCAGCUUGGAGAGCUUCAACAUUGGGUUACCAUAUUCGAUUGGGUCUUUGCAGCUUGAGGCUCCUAAUUUGAAGGAAUUACAUCUAACAGUAAAUUGUGACGCUACGUGGAAGCUUGUAGAGCAGUAUAGCAAACGAUUGGAAUCACUGAACGUAAAUCUGUACGACAUCGAAACGCUGGACCAAAUAAUGACUUGUAGUUUCCCGUGUUUGCAACAUUUGGAAUUAGGCAUAUAUGAUGACAAAGAGCUGCAGUACAGCUAUUCCCAAACAGCAGACCGCGCGGCAGACGAUGAACAAUCACGAAAAUUUACUAAGCAGAUGCCUUUGCUCAAAACAUUUUGUUUGCAUAGCAAUGUAGCUUUCUACAAAAUCUUCCCCACAUGGUGUUCACUCAGGACGAGUUUGGAGAGCCUUGAAUUGCAGAACAUGGAAGUCGACGCCAAUGUGCUGAUUAAUGUUCUAUUGAUCCAACCUCUGAAGAGCUUAACAAUUAAACAAUGCGAAAUCGUCAAUGACCUGCCUGGCUUGCAUAUACGAAUGGUUGGCCUUGAGCGGUUGAAGCUUAUAAAUGUUGUCAAUAAUGUUCUGCUGGAGCACAAUUUUUGCGAUUUAAAACAUUUUGAGUUGGUCCAUGGUUUUAAAUAUGGAAAUGAUUUACUGCAGAAGGUGUUCUACAACUUUACAUCGGUGCAACAUUUGAAAUUACGUUUCAGAACAACGCUUGACGAAGAUGCCCUCCAAAAAUUACAUCAAAUGAAAAACCUGAAGUCACUGGAACUGCGAGCUACAGAAGUGACGGGCGAACACUGGAAUUUGUGCCAGCCAUUGACCACGGUUCAACAAUUUACCUUGAGUAACUGUUUCAUGGUGAGGUUUUCAAUGUUUGGAUCCUUAGGUCGUGUGUUUCCUUCGCUCCAACGGUUACAUGUUGACCGUUGCCAUAUCGUUGAUGACACCGGAGACCCCAAUGCAGUUGCGAACGGGGGUUGCGAGAGGAAGACGAGGGAAAUGUUCCCCAACAGCAUUGUGUCGUGGCAUGAUUCUGUACAAAUAACACCUGCAACAUUGAAGCAGCUGCUUAUGUGACAAGCAUCCAAAUGGAAUUAGUCAAUUUGCUUAUAACACUAUUGUUAAGGCUAAUUAUAGGAGAGGAAUCUCGGAAAAGUUACUUCAAGUCAAUUUUAGAAAUACAUAUUUAUUUGAUGAUUUUUUAA